AUGGUGGAUUGGCAACAGCGAGUCUCUUUGGCAAUGUUCAAAUGGGCGAAUGGCCGAGUACUUCUGGUACACGCCCUGACCCAACUCACGUUCGGAAUCAACCGCUGGCAGGACAUUCAGUCCUUCGAGAAGGAGUUCGUAGCUGAAUCUUUCGGAAAAUAAUGUUCAUUUCUGACGGGAAGGAUCGAUUUUUGCUUUGGGAAUACAUCUGAAGUUCACAAAAGGGAAAGAAAAUCGUAGAAAGUGUACUGUUCUUGAAUACGCUUCAAGUGAACUUAUCUAUAUAUUUUUAUUUUGAAAUCGUCUUUGGUUUUUUUUAAACCCAGAUUUUCAAAUAUAUUGCAAAAUAUUUUACAUUUCGUCUAACUCAUUUUUCGUAGUUAUGAAGAGCUGAAAGCAGGGAGAAUAAGAUAUAGUAUGUUUAUAUUUUGAAUGUCAAGUCGUCGCCCAAGCGCCGCUCCUAAAGCCGCUAUAAGCCAAUCAGAGCCUUCACAGAGCGUCUUCGAAUGACGUCAUUGAGCUUGAAUUUCAAAAUCUGAACAGACUAUACCAUUACUAGGAAAGAAAAAAUGAUUUCAUUGAGAAAGUUGUACCAUUUUUUUUCAGCAACCAGAGAGGACGGUACUUUGCCGCGGCAGAAGCCAGGAACAAUUUCGUCGCCGCCGCACAAAACGUUCAGUCUUGUCGCAUGUACCUUCACAAGGUCAUUUUUCGAUAUUUCGUAGGAAUUAGGAGAAAUGAAUAAUUAAAGCUGAUUAGAAAAUAAACUUCGAGGGAGAAAAAGCGGCAUCUGAUGGGAAAAAUUGUAGGUGAGAUUCAAAUAAAUGAAACGAAGGAUGUCUCAUGAACUCUUCGGCGAGACUCCCAUGAAAAAAGCAGCAAAAUCUUAAUCUUUAUUUUUUUUUUUCCUCAGAAGCGUUUCCUCGAAAUUUCGCCGCUUGAUUCAAGACAGCCGUUGAUCAUUUUUUUGAAAAAAAUAGAUUAUCGAUUUCUAAUAAAAAUAGUUCAGCGAUCGAUCUGAGGUUUCAGAUGGAAUCAUAUAUUAUUUGAAUGCAAUAAGAUGAACUGCAGGUCGAAUUCCCAUACGCGACCGAGCAGGAAAUAACUGAACUCGAAGAUACCGUCACUUCUGCUUUCAAAAACGUCCAAGACGACGCUGCUUGCAAAAAAUUCAGUUUUCCUCAAAGAUCCCAAAGUUAUUAUAAUAUUUUCCAGGCUCUGAAAGUUUUCGAAAAAACGCAACAAAAAGUCGCUUCGCUAAUCCAGUGGUUCGACAAAGUCAUCAAUGAAACUAUCAGGAAAGAUCUCGACACGGCGAAUAAUGCGGUUAAUCUUCCAAGUUUUGGAAAGAUAAGAACUUUGUUCCAGGUAAUUAAGAAGCAAAAAGCCUUGCGAGAAGAACGGCUAACGUUGAUGAAGAAAUUGGUUCGUUUUCCCCUUUUUCCAGUAGCUUUUCGUGAUCUUUCUCAGGCGAAAAAAGAGCUGGAUCACGAUAUGCACAUCGAGCACGAUGAUUUGGAGGACGACGAGUUGGAGCGGGAGCUCAAGGAACUUGAGCAACAGGCUCUCAGCCAAACCAAGGGCAACAGCGACGUCAAGGUUGGUCCUUGUUGGUUGAAUAACUUAUAAAACGAAAUAAGUAUUUGUAGAAAACUACAAGGGCUCUUGUUUGAGGAGCCGGAUAAAACUUAUCUGGUUCACGGCUUGGGGUAUCAGGACAAAAUAGAUUUUUUUUUUUGUUAGAGCCACGAAGGUUUUAGAAAAAAACAUGUUGAAACUCGCCAGGUAAUAGCUUGAAAAGUUUCAUAUUACUGUUUUUAUACAACUAACACUUUGAAAAAAUUUCCUUGAAAAAGAAGCACGAAAAAAUAUUUUCCAUCAAAAAAUCAUCAUGAUUUUUCUUGGUAUCUUAUUUUUUGCAGGCAAUUUUAGGAGCGUCAGAAUAGCCCCUAGGGUGGUUAGGGGGAAAACACCCCUAUAGGUGACAAGGGGAUCUUUUCAAGCUCGAGUAACCCCUUUAGGUGGAAGUAACGUGGCUUUUAAAGGGAAAUGUUCAAGGAUACUAACACGGGAAGUGCGAAAGGUCGAGGUAUUGGAAUUUAAUGAAACUUGGUAUAUAGGUACUUCCGAACACCCUGAAUCCAAAGCAGUUGAAAAAAAGUGCGCCUUUUUGGUUCUAGUCGAGUUAGGGCGCCUCAAAGUUUGCACGCAAAAAAUGCAUGGGAAGGGAGGAGGGAAUGUGUUGCGGCGGCAAACUCUAACUGCCAGCAGGCGGCGUGGUGUAGCGGCUAGAGGCCUUGUGCUGUGAAACCUAUGAUGCAGGUUCGGUCCCUUUUUGGUGAAAUUUUUUUUGCCAAUUUUUUUUAUUUGAAAAAUGAGGAAGUUUUGAUGAUGGAGUGAAAGAACAGCUCAAAAUUUUGAAAUUCACCAUUUUAUGCCCAUCUGAGAAAGAGUUUCGACAAAAAAUUUUUUUGCUCAAUUUUCUUUGCCUAACCAUAAGGCUUAUGGUCGACCCAUUCCUUCAAAAAAAUUCCUGAUGAACCAAGAAAAUAAAAGUUUUAUGAGAUUUAUUCUUCUUUCCUUACUUUAUGACGUUAUGUGUUGAAAGAUGUGAAUCAAAGUCCAGCUUCACUUCAUUUUCGCAAUCGAGAUGAUAUGGCGAUGCUGCAGAGGAGGAAAAAUACCAGGAAGUGGAUUAACUAACCGCCAUCUUUGAAGAAAAAAAUUGUUUGAUGAAUAAGAAUAGAAGCAUAGAACUACAACAAGUUGUUAUUUAUGACAUAAAACUAGGGACCGCAAAGCCACGCCCCUUUUCGCGAUAGAAAAAGUGGCUUUUUUUUGGUUUUCAACUUUCAUUUUGAUGUAGUUGUAAAAUAUGUGGAACUGGCAAAUAAAAUUUGACACACUUGUACAGAAAAAGCUUCCUCUUUCGUUUAAAAAAAUAUUUCACGCUUUUUUUGAUGCGUUCGCGCGGAAUGUCGUACAAAAAAACGUGAAUGGAACUAAAAAAAUUUUUGUCGUUUUUUUGCUUUUUCAUGUGUUUUUCAGGUCGAACGCACUCUUUCUUUUUUUAAAUAAUGAUUUUGAUUCAAGUAACGGUAAUUUUAAAACAAUAAAAUAAAAAAAUUCGUCUUUGCCAAAAAAAUUUUUAGGGAGUGCCGAAAGUCGUAAUUCAAAAUAUCGUUAAUAUGCGAAUAUAAUCGAGUUUUUUUCUUUUUUUCAAAAAUUUAGAUCACGGGCUUACUUAAAUAUUUCUCCACAGAAUAUGUGCUUGAAAAAAAGUUGUUUAAUACGCAAAAAAAUGCUCUUGAAACUAGAGGAUAAAAUUAGCGGCGUUUAUCACACAGAAAGCGGUCGAACGCAGGUUUUUUUAAACGAUUAUAUACAUUUAUUAGUAAAAAAAUCUUUCAAUUAAAAAGAAUAAAAAUAAAAAAAUUCGUCUUUGCCAAAAAAAUUUACGGGGCCGUUUUAAUGCAGCGAUCGUUAAACGAGGCAAAAAAAGCACUAAAAAAACAGUUUUUUUCGAAGUGAAUUUCCACGAACCGUUUGAGUAAAGAUUUGCAAACAUAUUCUGAUAAAAAAAUAGCUAAAUUACUUCAAGUUUUUUUCUUUUUGAAAUAGACAAUCUGUGCUAUUCAAACGGCUCAAAGGGUAUGGCGGAUGGAAGCUCCCCGCGUUGGACCUAACAGCUUGGCGCAACGCGUGCGCUCCGAUUUUACAUUUUGAGGUCGCGAGUUCGAUGCCCGCAAGCGGCAGUUUUUUUGUUUUCUGGAAAAAUACCGACUUUUUCGACAAACUAGCUGAUUAGCAUCAUUUUAGCACUCUAGUAUGAUUUGUUACAUCAUAAUAGACCAGUAUCAAAAAUUUGUUCUAGAAGAAAAAAAUCGAAAAAAAUGUCAAAAAAAUGGAUAAUACCAAAAUUUCAGUACUAAAAAAUGGUGCGCGGCGCGCCACCUUUUCCGUCAUAACUUUUUUUCAUCCUCAAUCUUUUUUUGAAAAAAACUAAACGGUUCUGAGUUUUUGAAUCGAAACAGCUAUCGAACCAUACAAAGCUCAAUGCUGAAAAAAAUUUUUUGAAAAUUCGUCUGCGGUCCCUACAUAAAACUAUGAACUCUCGCAAGAAUAAUCACGACGCCCAAAUUUCCUGCACAGAGCAUGACAAAAAAGGAAAAAAACUUUUUUUGUUGAAAGUCUUUCUCAAAACGACAUAAAAUAGUGAAUUUUAACACUUUGAACGGUAUUUUUCGUUCCAUCUUCAAAAAUUCAUCAAUUUUUUUGAAAAAAUUCAUGGCAGAAAUAAAUUUCACCAAAAAGGGACCGAACCUGCAUCAUAGGUUUCACAGCACAAGGCCUCUAGCCACUACACCACGCCGCCUGCUGGCAGCUAGAGUUUGCCGCCGCAACACAUUCCCUCCUCCCUUACCCUAUAACACCCUUUUUUUUUAUCAAAUAGCUCCACUCCGUUCUGUAAACCACAAGAGUUCCAAUUUGGUCGGAAAAAGUUCUUCUCACUUUCAAAGUUCGAAAACAAGAAAGUUAAAUUUUUUGUUAAGGAGAUCCUGGAAAUGGGCCAGAAUGAGAACAGCAUGAUGCCGUUGAGCAAAUUGGCGCCUCUUCCUUCAAAAGACGCUCUUUUUGGUUUCCCAUUCUCGAACCACCUUAUAUUCUUCAGCUUCUUUCAGGUGACGUCAAACAGAAACUGGACGAGCACGACGAGACGCGAAAACAGUUUGAGAAAAGGAACCUGGCACAGCGCGAGAAACAAGCAAUGGCUUUGCAGGUUCUUUUUUGGAGAACUUUCAACAGAAAAUCUCGAAGUUUCCAGGAAAAGCUUCGACUCCGACAGCAAAACGGCCGACGCAAUCGGAAAGAACGACGGGCCAGCAUCCGACCCAUCAAUCCCGACAAACUGUCGCCGGUCAGCGUCAAGAGCAAGAAGAAGCCGCGAUCGGCUGAAUAA
Molecule: messenger RNA, 4960 nt
Organism: Caenorhabditis auriculariae
Lineage: Eukaryota; Metazoa; Nematoda; Chromadorea; Rhabditida; Rhabditidae
Source: the annotation of a GenBank genome assembly